This is a messenger RNA of Rhodamnia argentea, 1710 nucleotides long. Its product is annotated as polyvinylalcohol dehydrogenase-like. The transcript is spliced from 4 exons. The record is from RefSeq and is a predicted model, not a curated record. NCBI's taxonomy places the organism in Eukaryota, Viridiplantae, Streptophyta, Magnoliopsida, Myrtales, Myrtaceae. The coding region runs from base 1 to 1596 and encodes 531 amino acids.
AUGGCUCGCCUGCGUGUUCAGAGAACUUCCUGCAUCUUCUGUAUCUUCACGAUCGGCACCCUUUGGGUAUUAGACAGCACCGGCGCUGCGUGGCUAAAUCAUGGAGGCGAUUUGAGCAACACGAGAGGUGCUCGAGAAGAGAUGUUGAUCAGCCCGUGGACCGUCCGGUUUUUACGGUUGAGAUGGAAGUUCUCCGCUGGAAAGGAUAUUUCCGCCACCCCGGCGACAGCCAACGGCGUCGUGUAUUUUCCCUCGUGGAACGGCUACUUGUAUGCCGUGAAUGCGUUCUCAGGCAGUUUGAUAUGGCAGCAAAACCUAAGCGAGUUGACGGGGCUUAGGGGCACGGGGACUGUAGUGAACGUCACGGUCUCGAGGUCCACCCCGACGAUAGCCGGACGCCUCCUGAUCGUCUCAAUUUAUGGACCUGCAGUUGUUAUCGCCGUGAGCCGAUUCAACGGGAGGCUAAUUUGGUUGACACGGCUUGAUCCACAGCCUCUAGCGGUGAUAACGACCUCUGGAACGGCUUAUAUGAGGGCAUAUUACGUUGGAGUAUCCUCGCUAGAAGAGACCUUACCUGCUGUGCAAUGUUGCACCUUUAGAGGCAGUUUGGUUAAGCUAAACAUUCUAUCCGGAGCAAUCCUAUGGCAAACCUACACCCUCCCUGAUAACGGCGGUAAACGCGGAGCCUACGCUGGAGCCGCCAUAUGGGGGAGUAGCCCCGCAAUAGACCCCGAGAGGAGGCUCGCUUAUGCAGCUACAGGCAACCUAUACACGGCCCCGCCCGAGGUGGAAGAAUGCCAAGAGAGGCAAAACAAUCGGACAACCCCGCCAAAGGAGCCCGACCAGUGCAUCGGGCCUGAUGUGAACUUCAAUUCUAUCAUGGCAUUCGAGAUCGAGUCGGGAAGGAUCAAGUGGGCGCGGCAGUUAGGAGGCUACGAUGUAUGGUAUGCAGCUUGUUUGGUGCCCAACAAUCCUGAUUGUCCAACUGGGCCUAACGUGGAUGCUGAUUUCGGAGAAGCCCCAAUGCUAAUCACGAUUUGUACGAACGGAACUGAGCGCGACAUUGCGGUCGCGGUACAAAAGAGCGGCUUUGCUUGGGCUCUGGAUCGUGACACUGGGGAGAUAGUAUGGUUUAGACUGGCGGGACCUGGUAGCGUCGAAGGGGGAGGCAUAUGGGGCGCGGCCACGGAUGGCAAAAGGGUCUACACUAACAUCGCCAACCGCGAUCGAGAGAACUUCACCCUCUCUCCCUCGACCCGAACGACGACAGCAGGCGCUUGGGUCGCCCUGGACGCAAGUUCUGGAGAAAUAUUAUGGUCCACAGCUAACCCAAGCAACGAAACCAGUCAGGGGCCGGUUUCUGUGGCGAACGGGGUCGUGUUCACAGGUUCCGUGGCUCCGGAGGGGCCCGUGUAUGCGAUGGACGCCAAGACGGGCAAGAUACUGUGGUCAUACAAUUCAGGAGCCACGGUGUAUGGAGGGAUAUCAAUAAGUUAUGGGUGCAUUUAUCAUGGGAAUGGGUACAAGGUGGGUCUAGUUUCACCGUUCCAUCCAACUUGGACUGGAGGGACUGAUCUUUAUAGUUUGUGUGUCUAAGUACGAAACCUAACGGCUAGUUUCUUGCGUCACAAUCCAUAUGGAAACAAGUUGGUUAUACAAUGUAUCCUUCACUUCAUUCUCGAGCCAAAAGUGAAUUAUUAAGUAUCAAGA